Seminavis robusta is the source of this 1572-nucleotide messenger RNA. The record is from the annotation of a GenBank genome assembly. NCBI's taxonomy places the organism in Eukaryota, Bacillariophyta, Bacillariophyceae, Naviculales, Naviculaceae.
AAACGUCUUGCUGUUUUGGGUUUACAAACGUCUUGCUGUUUUGGGUUUACCCAGUUCCCCAAUUGUUUUCCGGAACUUGGGGAAAACACGUUUUGGUUUUACCCUACUUCCCACCCCAGGGAGUUGAGGUAUUUUGAAACAAACAGCAAAGCUGGCAUUUUGAAGCCCGCCCCAGUACAGCUCUUAUCCACCUCGCCACACAUCCCAUCAAGUUCACUGCACCCAAAUCUUUCAAGCAAGGCCAGCGAGCAACCGCAAGACAGCCGCAACCUAUCGGGAACCUACUCAUGAGCAGCUGAAGCCCCUGUUCAGCUCCCACGGUGGUUCCAAGUUUGUGACUUUCCCUUGCGGCGUCUGCGUUUGACAACAGGCCAGGCCGCUGCGAAAGCACUCGCAAAAAAUUUUUUUCUUCACCUUUGCAAAUCAUGGCUGAUCUUGAUGAUAGAAAACCCGCAGCUGUUACUGUGGACGCAGUGGAUGCAGCAGCAGACCAAGACUCAUCUGAAGAUGAAGCUCCUCCAGCUCUAGCCUCUGCUGUUCAAACAGUUGGCACCACCACACCAGCAGCAUCGUUAGAGCAGCACACCACAACAGUGGAACCCACAGCCCAAGCCAAACAAGCCCCAACAGUCACAUUUGCAGCGCCAAAUACACCAGCUGCUUCCACUCCCAGGUACUUUGCCUCAACAUCCCAGACAGGACAAAUUGCUCAAUGGUGCUCCAGUGAUGCCUUCAUCUAUGAGCAUGACAAUCAAGCUGCCCUCAAUGAACGAGCUAUGAUUAUUGACAUGCUCAAUGCAACUCAUCUUUUGCAACAAGAGAAUCGAGAUCUACUUGUUUUAGCCAACAAGGGCUACACCAAUGUUCCACCUGACCCUUGCUACUUUCUGGCAAGACUUAAUGGUGGUCAACUUGUCAUUUUCUAUGGAUUUCAGCAGUGCAACCAGCUUGGAUCGGCAUGGCAGUCCAAAACUGUUGUCUUUGUUGGUGACCCAUCUGCACCCAAUGUUGCCCCCCUGGUUUGGGUUCCCAAACGCUUAGCUGACUUUGCUCACGGCAAUCUCACAGUGUCAGCACUGACUACCAUCACCAAUGUUACGCGUGCCACCAGGAAUGGACCCACCAGUCAACGUGAGCUUCCAGUCAAGCUUGCAACAUCCAGAGCAGCACGAGAGCAUCCAAUAGUAACUAUGGUCAAGAUUCCCCCCCUCCUCCUGGCUCAAGCAUUUGCAGCUGGAGAUCCCAGCAGAGUCCAUUGAAUUUUAUGCUACCAAUCCUCAACUUUGUUCAAAAGUGGACAGCUCAGGCAAAUGCGUUACCAGAACAGGGAUACAAGCGUGAUAAGAUGUUGACAUGUUUGAAAAACAGUUUGUUGACAAUGGUCACUCAGAAUACGGCCAUGCGAGGUACAGUGCAAGAAUCCGUGGGUGUGAUGCAGCAAUGUUGGAGCUGUCCAAGGAUUCCCUGUAUUUCCAGCCACCUGAUGUACACAGCACAAAUUGGGCCAUUGCCAACUGGAAUCGCCUAGCUCCACAACAGCAACCUUCAGGAGUGCAGCAGCCUCCACAGGUU